Molecule: messenger RNA, 1278 nt
Organism: Adineta ricciae
Lineage: Eukaryota; Metazoa; Rotifera; Eurotatoria; Adinetida; Adinetidae
Source: the annotation of a GenBank genome assembly
AUGAUCGGUGGUGUUUUUAUCUACAAUCACAAGGGUGAAGUUCUUAUAUCACGUGUUUAUCGUGAUGAUAUCGGACGUAAUGCUGUCGAUGCCUUUCGAGUGAAUGUAAUUCACGCUCGUCAACAAUCACGUUUUCCAGUGGUUAACAUAGCUCGAACGAGUUUCUUCUAUACUAAACGUUCAAACAUCUGGCUAUGUGCAGUGGCUAAACAGAAUAUUAAUGCAGCUAUGGUCUUCGAAUUCUUAACUAAAAUGAUCGAUAUCAUGCAAUCGUAUUUUGGUAAAAUCAGCGAAGAAAAUGUUAAGAAUAACUUCGUUCUCAUCUAUGAAUUAUUGGAUGAAAUACUUGAUUUUGGUUAUCCGCAAAACAGUGACACAGGUGUAUUGAAAUCUUUCAUAACUCAACAAGGUGUUCGACCAGUUACACGAGAAGAACAAACCAAUGUGACUUCAGCUGUCACUGGACAAAUCGGUUGGCGACGUGAAGGUAUAAAAUAUCGUCGAAACGAACUAUUCCUCGAUGUUAUUGAAUCAGUUAAUUUACUCAUGUCCCAACAGGGUCAAGUUCUCAGCACACACGUUGCUGGUCGAGUCGUCAUGAAGAGUUAUCUAUCCGGUAUGCCUGAGUGUAAGUUUGGUAUCAAUGAUAAAAUUACCGUAGAAAAUCGAGCAAAGAAUCAAACAGAUACAUCAACCAAUGGUUCGACAAAUCCUUCAACAACCACAACAACCAAAACGGCAAUCGCUAUUGACGAUUGUCAAUUCCAUCAAUGUGUUAAAUUAUCGAAGUUCGAAUCCGAACAUGCAAUAUCAUUUAUUCCACCCGAUGGUGAAUUCGAACUGAUGCGUUAUCGCACAACCAAAGAUAUUAGUUUACCAUUUCGUGUUAUACCUCUAUCCAAUUUCAAACCAACAUUGAUUGGACAAAAGAUUGAAAUACGUAUUCCUACACCGCCCAACACUUGCGACGUACAAUUAUUGUGUAUGAAAGGUAAAGCGAAACACAAAGCAUCGGACAACGCCAUUGUUUGGAAGAUGAAACGCAUGGGUGGCAUGAAAGAAUCUCAAUUAAGUGCAGAAAUCGAAUUAACACCAAAUGAUAAGAAGAAAUGGAAUCGUCCACCCAUUUCAAUGAAUUUCGAAGUACCAUUUGCACCCUCAGGUUUCAAAGUUCGAUAUCUAAAAGUCUUCGAACAUAAAUUAAAUUAUUCCGACUCGGAAACGAUUAAAUGGGUGCGUUAUAUUGGUAAAAGUGGCCUAUACGAAACGCGAUCUUGA